UGAACCCCAGGGCGGGAAAAAUGGCGGCGUUUGCUGACGGCUGUCUCUUCGUUUGAUUUGCUCGGUCACUCACUCCCAGUCGGUGCUUUUUGUUUGAUGGUUUGCCUCGGACAGCGGAUUCUGAGGGUUCCCAGUGAGCUUCAUUGAGAAGUCAAUGACCUGCUGGACAAGCAGCUUGUAACUGACAGCAAUUAAUUACUCACCUGAGUAAUUUCUUCGAGUAUUCACUCUUAUUGAACCUUGUCAGCUACCUCUCAACGGGAUAUCAUUGACUUUGUUCUUAAGAAAUAUAUAGUAGUUGAUCACAUGACUUUUAUGAUCAUAUGAGCUUUUGAGUGUGACUGGGAGAACUCCUGGCUGAAUCAGAUGGUGUUGCUGUCUUGGGGGAAUUAAAAAAAAACUUCACAAUUCUUAUCCCAGCACUGUUGGUGCUGAACUCCAUGUUAAUUUUGUUAUCAUUUGAAAAUGGAUCCAAAACCAAAUAGAACUGCUUUGAAUCCUGCAAAGCAUCUAGUUCGGAAAGACCUACAGAUGAAGAAAUCUGAUUUCUCAAAGAAAACUCAUCAGAGUAAUGUGUCAGCAGGCCUAACACAGCUUCCCAUAAGUGCAUCUCUGGAACAUCCCAUAAAGCAAGACUGGUGUAAGGUGCGGCGUGUAAAAAGAAGCAUGAUUCCUUAUAGAGUCAAUUAUAACUGGAGCAGAGGUGGGCGAUUAAAGGAGCUUCGUAUCAGGCACCUUGCAAGGAAGUUCCUGUACUUAUGGGUGCGCAAAACGCUUGGCAGAAUCCUUCCAUCCAAGGCCAGAUCUCAUUACUGUCAUGCUUUGUUGAAUAAAACAUUUGAUGGAUGGAAGGAACAGUGGUGGUGUGCUCGCGUAGAAUGGAAGUUGAUGGUUCGAGCAGAUUGUCACUACAGGUACUACAUUUAUAAUCAGACAUGGAAAACCUGGCAGAUGUACAUUCUUCAAAAAAAGAAGAAGAAAUCAAAAUACAUGAUUGCUGCUUCACAUGCUAAUUUGCAGUUGCUGCAAAAAGUCUGGAUCCAUUGGUGUUGGUACAUAAAAAUUCGCAAAACCAAACAUUUGAUGCAAGUUGAGGCACAGGUGUUUCAUAUAAGAACUAUUGCUCGGCAUGUGUGGUCCAUUUGGACUCAGCAGUUGCGGAGGAAGGAAAGAAAUCGUGCAAAGGAUGGCUUAGCAAUGCAGCACUGGGCAGAAACCUUGCAGCACAAGGCUUGGCUUCAGUGGAAUGCAAUGUUACAUCAGUCGGUGAAAGGCCAGGAACUGGCUGCUGAAGCGCAGCAGGUACAUCAGCACAGGUGCCUGCGUCAUUCAUUCCUGUCUUGGCUGGUUUACAACCAGGUUCGCAGACUGAAGAAACAUCAACAGCGACUGGCUAAGCAGUUAUACACAAACAAUGUUGUGUCACAAUACUUUUCUCUGUGGAUCUCUGCCUGGCAUCAUCAAAAGAGCAUCUGCGCCCUUGAGAUUCGCAUCAGUAAAUUGAGCAGGAGGUGCAUACUACGGAGGAUCUUUCAGCAUUGGAGUCAUUACAUUGUUCUGAGGGCUGAAAAGAUUGAACUGUGCAAAUUGGCAGAUCAUCAUUACCGCUGUUACCUGCUGAGAUUGGGUUUUGUUGCUCUGAACGGUAAUGUGGGAAACAAGCGUCUGAAACAAGUACAGAACAACUUGGCAUUCCAGCAGUCAGUCAUAUGGGUGCUGCAAAAGUGCUGGAAUCAGUGGAAGAUGUGUUUGGAGAAGCAAGAGGAGCUUGAGCUUCAGGAACAGUCUCAAGAAGCCCAAAAUCACUUCAGGAGGGUAUUGUUGAAGAAAUCUCUGCACUAUUGGAUGACACGCCUUCAAGAGAAAAGGUGGUAUCAGGUUCAAGGUAAAAGGGCUGUAGCUCACCAUAGAAUGAUGCUGUUGCCUUUUUUCCUGAAAAAAUGGAGGUUGUUUGUCAGUGAGAAGAAACACCUAUAUCAACUAAAAGAGACUGCAGGAGUAUUUCACAGAGAGGUGGUACAGAGAUCGGCCUUUUAUGCUUGGUGGAAGAUCAUGGAUCAGCUUUGUGAGAAGCGGCUGGCAGAGAGACUGGCAGUGAUUCAUUCUACUCGACACUUGUUACUUCGUUACUGGUGUUGCUGGCGUGUGCAGACUGCUGUCCAAGUGGAGGAGAGAGAGAAGACGACCGCUGCUGAUGAUUUCUUUAGGCAACAGUUGUUACUGAAGUAUAUUCACUUUUGGAUAGAGACUGUGGGAGAGCAGAAAGCAGGACGAGACAAAGAAAUGGAAGCUAUAAGACACCGGUACAAGUUUUCCUUGCAUAGGACCUGGAGUGCUUGGCAACAGUACGUGCAGAAAAAGCAUGAAAAGUGGAAGAAGCAGAUGUGUGCUGAUGCUCAUUUUCACCGGGUAUUGCUCUGUAAAGCUUUAAAUGGAUGGAAGGUAUACCAUCAAAUCACUCAUCAAAUUUUGUAUAAGGUGGAUGAGAAGGAGAAGAAAUGGAGACACAAUCUCUUAAGAUUUUCUUUUUCCACUUGGAAACAAAAUGCACAUGAACUGGCUGAUGAAGCAAGGAACACUGCCAGAGCAGAUCAGCAUUAUUACCGUGUACUUUUAUCUAAGGUACUUGGGUGCUGGAGAGAUGUGAUCUCGAUUCAAGUAUAUCAGCGGCAAGAGAAAGAAAAAGUUGUGCUGAGAGCAAAGCAACAUAUUGAUUUUGUUCAUUUGCAGCACGUAUUUUCUCAUUGGAAACAGCUCAGUCAAAAAACAAUAACUCAGCGAGGGAAAUUGGAAGCUGCUUCACAACACUAUGAGCAGCAGAUUGCAAAAAAAUGCCUGCUGUUAUGGAAAUGGUAUCAUGACCAGUGUGUAAGAGUGAUGCUUUUACAGCGACGGGGAGAGUGGUUUCAGACAUAUCGACUUUGCAGAUACUACUUCACAAUCUGGAAAGUAAAACAGUUGGAUAAACAUCGAGAAAACAAACAAUCAGCACUUGCUUUAUGGCACUGGUGUCUUGUACUUCAGGGAAAGGUGUUUGAUGCCUGGCUGAUAAACAUGAGGGAGCAACAGAGAAAAAGAUUACGCGUUGCAAAAGCAGUGGAAAACUAUCAGAGUCACCUUUUGCGAAUGGGAGUUGCUGCAAUUCUUCAGUAUACCUCUGACAUGAUCCAGUUGCGCAGGCAUAUUUCUGUUGAACAUCAAGUGAAGACUGCUUAUAGCCUUCAUCAGGUUGUCUAUCGCUGUGCAAUGAUAUGGAAGCAGAGGGUACUCUGCAAAAAGGAGAGGUUGAAGCAGACAUCCACUGCCGUGGCACGAAAAAAAAAUGUGGCCUUCAAGCUUCCAGUCACUGAUGUUUGCAAAGCGAAGAAUGUUGGUACAAAAUCCCAAAUCUUGAAGAGUUCAUCUAGGAAAAUGAUUCCAAAGGCUUCAGCAAAUCCAAUCCAAUGUGAUAGCUUUCCAACAAUGCUGCUGGGUGACACAGACUUUGCCAAUUUACACUUUGAACAUCAGGCAAGAUUGCAACCAAGAAAACCAAGUUUCCUGAGUAAACCAUCACCAAAGAAAGAGCUUCAGGACAAUGGCAACAACAGCAUCAAUGAUUUGAAUCUUGGCUCCUCAAUGUCAUCUCCAGAAGAGAAAGUGGAGGCUCCUGCACAGCCCAGAGUUGAUGAAAUUAUGGUUUACACUAACUUAAAGAAGCUUUCUGAGGAUGAUACUGUAGAGCAUUUUACCUGGCAACCGCCAUUGGUAAACCUACAGACUCUUCAGUCUUCACUCUUCGCCCAUUCUGCUCCUCAGUGGCCCACCAUGGAUAACCUGCAGGAGCAGCCAGUGCCAAAGGAAGUCCUGCUGCCCCCUUCAGCAUUCCUGUCCCUUGGCCGGGAGAAAGAGAAUACAAAUGAGGAUCGGAACAGGAACAGUGCGUUUGGUGCCCACCGAGUUCAAAAGGAUCAGAGAGUUUUGACUGAACAGUCACUCACAACUAAACAGCUGCUCUCUCCAGAUUAUUUAAGGAACAGAACAGAAUUCCUCAGUGUAACAUUCCAGGACAUAGAUGCCGACACUGAAUGUGAUCAACAGUGUCAGCUGGAGGCUGAACUGAGAGCAAUACGUCAACAGAUGCAGAGCUUCCAUGACGGCAAACUGAAGCUAAGAACCUGGCAGAAACAGACUGCUGUGCUGCAGAAUUGGCUUCAGGUAAAUGCAGCAGAAGGGGAAGAAGAGGUGCUGCAGAUGAGCCAGGAGUUAAAGCAGCUGGAGAUAGACAUUGAAACACUUUCAAUGAAGCUGAAGAAAGAUGCGCCACACAUACAGCAGCACGUUGCCAGAGUGCAGGAAAUUCGGCAGAUGCUCAGAGCAUGAUGGUGUUAAUCGGCAAUCUGCCAUCUUUAUUGUUAUAGGGAAACUCAUUUUUUAAAUCUGAACUAUUUGCUGGUAUGCUGAAUCCAACCCGUGUAUCUCUUGCUUUUUCAGCCAUGGGACACAACAUUUGUGGAAGCAGCAAAUAGUGCACACUUUGAAAUGUUUCUAUGAAACUUCAUUGUGUUACAAAAAGACCUGUGGUAGACAUUAUCAUUCAGAGCUUUGUGGGGAAAUAAUAAUGUCCAAGGGAAGAUGAUACAGUAGUUGGAUUUUUUUCAAAGCUUGGAGCUGUAUUACAUAUACUUUAUUUUUACAUUAAGAAACCCACAUCUUAUGGAGCUUACUUUUACCACAACCAUGAUAAGAAAAUUUUUGCUGUGGCCUAUUACAGCAUUUCAUUGAUAAUAAGUGCCCACACGAAUAAGAAAGAAGCAGAAGUAGACCAUUCAUGAUAGUGAAGCAUACGGUACAGCACAUUUGAUUCCAAUGUCUGUCUUCAAAUAUUUUUCUUUGCGGUGCAGCAGCUGAAUGAACCAGUGUUAAUUCUCAGUCUACACUGAAAAGGGUUCCAACCCUUCUGCAGACUGGGAAUACAAGGGUUCUAAAGGUUGAUAAAAUUUUUAAAAAAUAAAACAGUUAUGCAGAUGAUGGAGAAUCACCCAUUCUAUUGUGCAUAUAAGGCUUCAUACCAAAACUAAGGAAAACUUAGAAAUUAAAAAUUAUUGUGAAAUACUGGUAUAUUUUAUUCCUUGGUCAUUAUUCACUAUUCCAUAUGAAAAUAAUCCUGCAGUGAAUAGCUGCAGGAUUGAACCAGACACUUCUAAACUAUAAAAACAGCUAACAAAAAAUAUAAUUAAAACCUCCUGUUCCCUCUCAUAUUGUACCACUGUGUGGGAAGCUCCAAAAGGACAUUUGUUAUGGCC
Molecule: messenger RNA, 5285 nt
Organism: Mobula hypostoma (lesser devil ray)
Lineage: Eukaryota; Metazoa; Chordata; Chondrichthyes; Myliobatiformes; Myliobatidae
Gene: sfi1
Product: SFI1 centrin binding protein
Exons: 33
Coding region: 466-4362 (1298 amino acids)
Molecular function (GO): phosphatase binding
Source: RefSeq, a predicted model, not a curated record